GACAGAGGUGGAGGAAGAGGAAGAGGAGGGGCGGGAGGAAGAGGAGGGGCAGCAGCAGCAGCCGCACGCGGUUCCCCCGCUCAGGCCGCAGCUCCCCCGGCUCCGGCAGCAUCGCCCCGCCCGGAACCCGCAGCAGGAUUUCCCUUUGCCAAACCUCGGCCCGAUGGAGGAGGAGGAGGAGGGCGCGGCGAGGAAGAGGAAGCUGUCCCGGGAGCCGCAGGCAGGCACGGAGCUGAGCACGGAGCCCAGGGAGGACAAAUCCCCGCGGCAGCAGCCGGUGGGAGAGGCCGCUGUGAGCGGCUCCGCGGCGCAGGAACGCAACGGGGAGGAAAAGCCGCGGAGAUGCCGCACGAGGAGGGGCUGCAAACGCAGAUCUCGGGGCUCCGAGCAGGAAAGAUCCACCCCGGGCCGGGGAGGCGGCCGCAGCUCGGAGCUGGGGGUCCCUGAGCAGCCUCAGGAUGGGGAGAAGCCCCACAAGUGCUCGGAGUGUGGGAAGAGCUUCAGGUGGAGAUCUGAACUGACCAAACACCAGAAAAUCCACACCGGGGAGAAGCCCCACAAAUGCUCGGAGUGUGGGAAGAGCUUCAGGCGGAGAUCCCAACUCAUCGUCCACCAGAUGAUCCACACUGGGGAGAGGCCCUACGAGUGUGAUCAAUGCAAGAAGAGGUUUCAGACGAGCUCCAAGCUCCUCGUGCACCAGCGGGUUCACACGGAUGAGAGGCCCUUCCGCUGCCCCGACUGUGGGGUGGGCUUCAGGCAUAACUCCACCCUCAUCACCCACCGGCGCAUCCACACUGGGGAGAGGCCCUACAAGUGUGAGCAGUGUGGGAAGAGCUGCAGCCAGCGUUCCCACCUGAUCACACACCAGAGGAUCCACACGGGAGAACGGCCCUACGAGUGUGGGGAGUGUGGGAAGAGCUUCAGCCAGAGCUCUACCCUGACUCUGCACCAGAGGAGCCCCACUGGGGAGAGACCCUACGAGUGUGACCAGUGCAAGAAGAGGUUUCCCACCAGCUCCCAGCUCCUGCAGCACCAGCAGAUUCACACGGAUGAGAGGCCCUUCCGCUGCCCCGACUGCGGGAUGGGCUUCAAGCACAACUCCCACCUCAUCAACCACCAUCGCAUCCACACCGGGGAGAGGCCCCACGAGUGUGAGCAGUGUGGGAAGAGCUUCAGGCAGACGACCACCCUGAUUGCCCACAAGAGGACCCACACGGACGAACGGCCCUACGAGUGUGGGGAGUGUGGGAAGAGCUUCAGCCAGAGAUCUACCCUGACUCUGCACCAGAGGAGCCACACUGGGGAGAGACCCUACGAGUGUGACCAGUGCAAGAAGAGGUUUCCCACCAGCUCCCGUCUCCUCCAGCACCAGCGGAUUCACACGGAUGAGAAGCCCUUCCGCUGCCCCGACUGCGGGAUGGGCUUCCAGCGUAACUACACCCUCAUCAGGCACCGGCGCAUCCACACCGGGGAGAGGCCCCACGAGUGUCCCCAGUGUCGGAAGAGCUUCUCUAGAAGUUCUCACUUGACCCAACACCAACGGAGCCAGCACUGAGGGAAGCCCUGUGAGUGCCCCGAGUGCAGGAAGAGCUUCGUGCGCUGCUCCAGCUCCAUCCCCAAUGGGAGGAUCCCCAGUGACCCCCGGUGGGCAGAGCCCCGGUGAUCCGCGGUGCCGGUGAUCCGUGUUGGGCACACACCUGGCUGGGGGCUGCAAAUCCUCCUGGCUCCCCGUGGCCUGGAUUUCUUUUUCAUUUCUCUUUAUCUUUCCAAAGCCCUCAACAAUGGGGUAAAAAUAAAAAUUUUGACGAAGACCUGGAUGGGGACAUGGGGGAAUUUUCCAGGGGAUAUGAGGGCUGCUGGGUUCAAGGGACCUGAGGAUUCUUGGCAGUGACUUGGGGGUUUCUCAGGGCUUUGUGCUCCCCAGGCUGAGCAGCUCCAGCUGCGCUGGGAGAACCUGGUGGAGGUUCUGGGGCAGCUGAUCAAGGGCCCCCUGCCCUGGGACUGUCCCCCUGUUCCUGGUGUCCCCUUUCCAGGAUCUCCCUUUUCCCACUGUCACUCCUCUUGCCUGUUCCUGUGUCACCCCACUCCUGGUCCUGUCCUGCUCUCAUCCCAGUCCCCAUCUCUUUCCCGCUCUCAUUCCCUGUCCCGUAGUCUCUGUCUGGUUUCAGCUCCCACAUUCCCAGUCCCAUAUUCCCUGCCCUGUUUCUGUUCUCAUAUUCCCCAUCCUGCUGCAGGUCCUGGAUUUCCAUUGCUUUUUUCUCUGUCCUGUUCCCAUAUUCCCAUUCCUAGUCCUGCUCCUGUAUUCCUGUUUCUGACAGUGGCCCCUCUUCCUAAUCCCCAGCCCAUAUUCUCUCUCCACUUCUUGCUCCUAUAUUAUUUCCUGUCCAAUUUGCACAUUCCCCUGCCUGGUCCCAUUCCUGGUCUCAGUCCUGAACUACCUGUCCCAUUCCGGUAUUCCCGUUCCCGUUGCUGCUCGCUGUCCCCAUUCCCUGGAUCAUUCCCAGUCCCUGUCACCUAUUUCCAGUCCUGUUCUCAGGCCCUGUCCUCAUUCCCAGGUCCUGUCCCCAUUCCUGGUUGUGUCCCGUAUUCCCUGUCCCAUUCUUGGGCCCAGUCCCCAUUCCCAGUAUCCUUCCCAGUGCCUGUCUCCUAUUUCCAUGUCCAUUCCCAGUGCCUGUCCAUGCUCCGAAUCCCUGUCCACACUCACGGUCCUUUCCCUGUGGCAUUUCCAGUCUUGUCCCUGUUCCCUGUCCGUAUUCCCGGUACCUGUCCCCAUUCGCAGUCCUGUCUGGUAUUCCAGGUUCAAUUUCGGUGACAUUCGCUAUUUUUAUACCCAUUGCCAAAUUCUAAAACCCUGUCCCCAUUCCCGCUCCCUGUCCCCAUUCCCUUUCCCCAUUCCCUG
Molecule: messenger RNA, 2899 nt
Organism: Prinia subflava (tawny-flanked prinia)
Lineage: Eukaryota; Metazoa; Chordata; Aves; Passeriformes; Cisticolidae
Product: zinc finger protein 501-like
Exons: 3
Coding region: 164-1555 (463 amino acids)
Biological process (GO): regulation of transcription by RNA polymerase II
Molecular function (GO): DNA-binding transcription factor activity, RNA polymerase II-specific; RNA polymerase II cis-regulatory region sequence-specific DNA binding
Source: RefSeq, a predicted model, not a curated record